This is a messenger RNA of Ogataea philodendri, 3486 nucleotides long. RefSeq lists its product as uncharacterized. NCBI's taxonomy places the organism in Eukaryota, Fungi, Ascomycota, Pichiomycetes, Pichiales, Pichiaceae. The record is from RefSeq and is a predicted model, not a curated record. Gene Ontology annotation, molecular function: protein binding. The transcript has a single exon. The coding region runs from base 1 to 3486 and encodes 1161 amino acids.
AUGAGCAACUUCAAGUUAGCGUUCGUGCGAUAUACGGAGCUCCAGGCGGUUCAGAACAGAGAGCUUGCUCUGCGCUGGUGUUUGGAUCUGGGGAAAACCUUGAUUCACGAGGACUACCGAUGGAGUAGUUUUUUGCCCAAGAUCUCCCAUCAGAAAUGGCGGUUCGUUUCCCAACAGUUGCGCGAGUUCCGUCGUAACAUUUCCAUGACACAGACCAAAUUCUUUGAAAACAACUUCAAGAUCAUGACGGACAAGCCUUCAGACGAUGGGUUUCUCAAAGAAGCCCAUCUUAAACUCGAGGAAUAUUUACAGAACAAAGACAUAAUAGACCAGAAGGCCGAAUUGUUCGACUAUUUAUACCGCAACCGGUUUGAGAGCUUGUGUUAUCGCCUGUUGAAAGAGUCGCCGUCCAACUUUGCCGGGUUUUCCGAAAACCAAAUGCACAAACUGACCCUUAUUAUUGACAAAUACGGAACCUUGAAAGAUUUCGAUAAUCUGCUGAUCCACUUUGCAGACAAGAAAACGAGCCAUUUGCUUCGACGACUGAAUAAUCUGAACGAUACUCUACAGAUUCAGAGCAUUUUGAAGUUCCAAGAGUCUUCAAACGUGGAUCUGUUGGAAAGCGUUGUUGAAUAUAAAGGAUUAUGUUUGGCCGUCACCAAGCAGUUUAAACAUACAUUAUUAGUCUCUGAGAAAGAAUGGAGCAAACAAAAGGCACAGGCAUUGUUGAGUCUUUUUACUCCGCUCAAAUGCGACCCCCAGUUUCUCGCCCAAGUGUAUCAUUUAUGUCGGACCGACGACCUCAAAUCCAACUUCGAAUUGGCCUCGAAGUUGAUAGACCCGCUUCGCAAACCAAACAUCGUUUUUGCCCUGCUCAAGGAUUUGGAUCCCUUGGAAAGUUGUUACUUGUGGAUCCAUUCGUUCCCAGACGUUGAAUUCUCCAAAAGGAUCCCCAAUCAACUGUUAAUUUUAAAACAUCGUUACUUGUUCGCCAAAAAGUUGCCCCAAGGUUUCCACACACAGCUUGACCUAGACCCGCCAGUCCUUUCGAACUUUUUGAGUUUGUUGGCACAUGGAUAUAGUCGCUGGGGCGACCCGAAUUAUGCUCUGGAGCUCACCGACCUAAAAGCAAAGCUUUCACUAGAAAUGAACGCUCGUGAUCAAACACAGGAGUUCAAAGCAUUAUCCAAGACAUCGCCAGAAAGGGCAUACGAGUUUUUCCAAAACAUGCCUCACGACCAGUAUCCAUACAUUGUGAAAGAAGCUCUCUCCAUGUUUGGAAGAACCAACCGUUGGGAAGAACUCAACAAGUUUUUCUACAGUCUUUCAGAGUUUGACUACACUCCAACCACUUACGAUUACUCCUACAUGUUUGAUUCAUUGGCUGCUCGUGGAGCUGUGGACCAGGCUCUAGAGUUAUGGGAAGUGUUCAUCAGAAGAAAAUUCACCCCAAAUGACCGGAUCUUACGAGCCAUCAUCACCGCCCAUAUCAAGAAACAGGCAUAUUCUGACUCAUUGCACUGGUUUGCUGCAUACUCGCAUUAUAAGGUUCCAUUGUCUGCAAAGUCGUACGGUCUCAUGCUCGAGUGUCUUUCUGGAACCAACGACUUGAGCUCCUGUUUCCGUUUAGUGGACGAGCUUGCACAAAUAAAGCCAAACAAACUGGACUCUGCGUCGUUUAGUGGUUUCAUGCGCAAUUGUGCAAUUGCUGGUGAUCACAAAAGUAUAGAAACACUGCUCAAUGUCCAUUUCCCUAAAUUUGGACUGCGACCAAAACCAGAAGACUUUGCCUGGAUUCUCAAGGCGCAUUUGAUUGCACAGCGUUAUCAGACCGUUGUUGAGGUGUUUGACAAGCUCAGCAGCUCGCAUCUUGAUUGCUAUGCCAGCCACGAGGUUGCUCUACAAGCAUCGUCGAGACUGCCGUGGCCACAGGAUUUCAAUCGACUCUGGCUCAAGUUUACCCAAAAAUAUCAAGACUCUAUCAAAGUGGAGUCUUAUGAGCACUACUUGGUGCACUACUGCCGUCGUUACGGAUUCAAGAAGGUGGUUAGACUUAUCGAUGGUUUGAAAGACACGUACGGAAAGCUUCCUUCCAGACUGAUCAACCAAGUGUUUUACCAGUACAUGCGAAUGGGCCGCCUAAAGCAGGCUUUUGAAUUGAUUGGAGUGGCCCAAACCAGAGGCGUGGAAAUAACAAGCAAGACCUACUCGCUGGUGUUGCAGGCUGGAACCAAGCUGGUGAACAACAUGAACAUACGACUAAUGACCGAAUUGCUCACCAACAGAACCAAGGGUGAGCUUGGGUUCAAGGAGAAGGAGCUCAGUCCAUAUGCCUUCAAGGUUGCUCUCAAGAGUAUAUUGGAUAAAGGACAAACUGCCAAAGCUCGUCAUUUCUUUGAGACUUACAUUGAGACGUCGGAGUCGUACCUUUUGGACAACGUACACAUUCUUGCUCUAGAGUUGAUGAUUCUCGGCAAGGAGAAACGGUGGCAGGAGUUCGAGAGCUGUUUUGGUCGGUACCAGUCGAUUUUGAAACAGCGGUUCACCCAUGCUCGGUUGCGUAACUCGCACGUUUACGACUCGAUGGACGAUUCUCUUUUCAGAAGAUUUACUGGAGCGACGUUUGAGAGCCUGGACGAGACUGCUUUGAAAAACAAGUCGUCCUACUCGGACCCUCUCUCGUCGUACUUGAAGGAGAGCAUGAAUGAAGUUUGGCCCUACCGCUUGAGACAGUUGUUUGCUUCUGACCAACUUGGGUCUGCUCCGGACUUUGUGCGACAAAUGUUGGAGGACGGAAUGAUUUUAAGCAGCGACAAUUUCAACGAGACCGCCCUGAUGAUGAGUCGCAGUCCGGCUCUUGUUCCAGAGACUAUCCAGUUCAUUGAGACGUAUUUGUUGCCGGACCUGGUCAGACAGGGUCGCAAACGCUAUCUGAAAAUAUCGUUUAAGUCGAACGAGGUUAUCAAGAAGUCGCCAAUUACGGUGAACCCGGGCCAUUUCCAUUUGAUCAUGGUUCACCUGACGCAGCAUAUGGCCGGUCUGCCGCGGCUUGAGGUGAGUCGGCUGAUGAGAUCGCGGGUGAUGGACCGUCAAGAGACUAUUUUACGAUACCGUCCAUUAAUGAAACACAAUUAUCUUGCAUUGAGACGGAACGCCAAGAUGAAGAGCAGGUUCCGGCUUGAGAAACGGGGAGCCUAUGCAUCUCGUGGCGUGCGCUGGAGAAAGCAUAGGUUCCGCGAGUCACAGCAUCAAUUCCUCGACGAUUACAUUGACAUGUUGCAGCGAGUCAUUUCUCUAGGAGAGGCUCGUCUUCCGGCCUCGGAGCAGGGCGUGCUUGAUCUAUACAGAAAGAAGGUUUUGCAGCUGCGCUUGCAAAAGGUGCAGGUGGGAAAGCUAGCGCAUGCGACGGUGUUUGACGCACGAACCGAGCCCGGUAAAAGACACAUCUACAACAAGAUGAUACGGACACAUAGACAUGAAAAGUGA